CAGCCAUUGACUGACUCUAAAUAUUCACAGUCUACACAGGACAGAGGCUCACAUUCAGUACGCACAUUAAACCACGCUGAAAAUGGAGUAAAAACACAUACAAAGUCCAGGUUAUGACUCUGCCAGGAGAGAAGUGUUGCUGAGAGAGAAUGAGCAUUUGUUACAGAGAGGGAGGUCGUUGUGCAGAGAUGGCUAUGGUAUGCCUGACAGAUUUUGAGCAGUAUGCUAAGGAGCAUCUGUCAAAGGCCACCUGGGAUUAUUAUGCGGCUGGAGCUGAUGAAUGCUGCACCAGGGAUGAUAAUCUACUGGCUUACAAAAGAAUCAGGCUAAGGCCACGGAUCCUCAGGGAUGUAUCAGUGAGUGACACUCGGACCACAGUCCAGGGGACAGAAAUCAGCUUCCCAGUUGGAAUUGCACCGACUGCUUUUCACUGCCUGGCCUGGCAUGAAGGAGAGGUGGCUACAGCCCGGGCCACCGAGGCUCUCAACACCUGCUACAUCACCAGCACUUACUCCACCUGCUCAGUGGAGGAGAUUGUAGCAGCAGCACCAAACGGAUACCGCUGGUUCCAGUUGUAUGUGUACCGGGACCGUAAGCUGUCAGAGCAGAUUGUGCACCGUGUCGAGGCUCUCGGCUACAAGGCCCUGGUCCUCACAGUCGAUGUGCCCUAUACGGGAAAACGUCGCGACGACAUCCGCAAUCAGUUCAAGCUGCCACCACACCUCAAAGUCAAGAACUUUGAUGGAGUGUUCCAGCAGGAGACUGGAGGCCCAGAGGAGUAUGGGAUCCCAGCCAACACCUUGGAUCCCUCCAUCAGUUGGAAGGACGUGUACUGGCUGCAGUCCAUCACCCGCCUGCCUAUUAUCAUCAAGGGUAUCCUGACUAAAGAGGACGCUGAGCUGGCUGUAGAGCACGGCGUCCAGGGCAUCAUUGUAUCAAACCACGGGGGUAGGCAGCUGGACGGAGGCCCGGCCUCGAUUGAUGCGCUGUCAGAGAUCGUGGACACAGUCCAGGGCAGGAUCGAGGUCUACGUGGAUGGAGGAAUAAGGACAGGAAGUGAUGUGCUGAAAGCGCUGGCGCUGGGAGCCAAGUGUGUGUUCAUUGGCCGACCAGCAGUGUGGGGUCUUGCAUACAAGGGUGAAGAAGGAGUGAGGGAAGUGCUACAAAUCUUAAAUGACGAGUUUCGUUUGUCCAUGGCUUUAUCGGGUUGCAGGAAUGUGGCUGAAAUCAACAGGAACCUCAUUCAGUUCUCUAAACUCUAAGACACCAGCAGAGGGCAGCACUAAUGAAAAAACAGGACUCACUACUGGACCAGGCAAAUUGUCAAAGACCACAUCACGAAAAAGAAACUGAAGACAUUUGCUUCUUUAUCAUGAAACGGAAGCAAAAAACAUGCAAUUCAUAUUCUGAACUUAUUUAAUUUGGAAUGCCUUUAUAACGAUGUCUGACAUCCAAGACGUGUUCAUGAAAGAGUGUACGAGUGUAAGAAAGGUGAGGGUGGUGAAAGUGAGUUUGGUGGCAAAUUUGGUCAGUGAAUAACAAAUGUAUUUUUGCAUUUGGUUUGGAGGGGGUGGAGGUACUUUGUAAAAGUCUGGCUUUCUGGGGGGUUGAUUGUAAUAAGUACAAUACACGUCAGUUCGUGGUUGAAUAAAAGCCUGCUGAGGUGAUGAAGA
Sphaeramia orbicularis (orbiculate cardinalfish) is the source of this 1673-nucleotide messenger RNA. RefSeq names its product hydroxyacid oxidase 2 (long chain) (gene hao2). The transcript is spliced from 9 exons. Bases 150 to 1262 code for a protein of 370 amino acids. The record is from RefSeq and is a predicted model, not a curated record. Gene Ontology annotation, biological process: fatty acid alpha-oxidation. Lineage: Eukaryota; Metazoa; Chordata; Actinopteri; Kurtiformes; Apogonidae. Gene Ontology annotation, cellular component: peroxisomal matrix. Gene Ontology annotation, molecular function: (S)-2-hydroxy-acid oxidase activity; FMN binding.